AUGGCAAGGGAUGUUCUUUCUAUUCAUGUGUCCACUGUUGCAUCUGAAUCAGCCUUCAGUACAGGUGGUCGUAUUCUUGAUUCAUAUCGGAUUUCUUUAUCACCAAAGACAGUAGAAGCUCUUAUUUGCACUCAACAAUGGAUACGGUCACUUUCUAAAGAAUGGAAGGUUCAAAAUUAUUUGGAGGAAGUUCAAAAAAUUGAAGAAAUUGAAAAAGUUGACCUAUUUGGUGAGGAAACUGAAGAGGAAAAGAAGGCUGCUGAAGAACGUGCUGCAGCAUUGAAGGCUUCAGGGAAGAAGAAAGAAUCUAGCAAGUCCUCAGUUCUCAUGGAUGUCAAGCCAUGGGAUGAUGAGACUGAUAUGAAAAAGCUUGAAGAAGCAGUUCGUAGUGUUCAUAUGGAAGGAUUGACUUUUGGAGCAUCUAAACUUGUUCCUGUUGGAUAUGGUAUAAAGAAGCUGCAAAUUAUGCUUACCAUUGUGGAUGAUUUGGUCUCCAUGGAUGAUCUCAUCAAGAAUUAUCUAACGGUUGAACCUAUCAAUGAGUAUGUGCAGAGCUGUGAUAUUGUUGCUUUCAACAAAAUAUGAUUUCUGCUAUUCUGAAGUUUUGAUGGGAAGGGUUGGUGAUCAUUAGACUUUUCUUUUGUCGAAAGAGUGUACCUUAUAAAUCAUCUGUUUUUCUUCCUUGUUUGGAAGAAUAUUUACUUAUAAAAGUAUUGAAUUUGAAUA
Messenger RNA from Solanum stenotomum, 726 nucleotides. Its product is annotated as elongation factor 1-delta-like. NCBI's taxonomy places the organism in Eukaryota, Viridiplantae, Streptophyta, Magnoliopsida, Solanales, Solanaceae. The record is from RefSeq and is a predicted model, not a curated record. Gene Ontology annotation, biological process: translational elongation. Gene Ontology annotation, cellular component: eukaryotic translation elongation factor 1 complex; cytosol. The transcript has 3 exons. The coding region runs from base 1 to 585 and encodes 194 amino acids. Gene Ontology annotation, molecular function: guanyl-nucleotide exchange factor activity; translation elongation factor activity; protein dimerization activity.